This is a messenger RNA of Acaromyces ingoldii, 2175 nucleotides long. RefSeq lists its product as hypothetical. The record is from RefSeq and is a predicted model, not a curated record. The transcript has 2 exons. NCBI's taxonomy places the organism in Eukaryota, Fungi, Basidiomycota, Exobasidiomycetes, Exobasidiales, Cryptobasidiaceae. Bases 133 to 2019 code for a protein of 628 amino acids.
GUGAAACCAGAGUGAGGAAGAAGCUGAAGGGUCCGCUAGGUUGUGCUCAUCCGAUGGAUUCCCCGUCUACUUGGGUUUUCCACUCCGGCCCCUUCCCUUCACCCGGACACAUCAUCCACAAGCUUGCCCAUCAUGGGCUCCUUUCCCCGUCUUUCCCUUCUCGCCUUCGUAGCAUUCGCCUUGUCCGUCUAUGCUGGCCUGACACCCAUCCGGACGCGUGAUGGAAAUGGAGGUCAGCAGGUCUGGCUGCCUGGCCAGAAGCAGCAGAUUGCCUACGGUACUCCUCGGACCGAAACGUCAUACAAGUCGUAUAGCCCAGACACUUUCGUCGAAGCAUCAAUCGUUUCCGUUUUUAUCCCGCUGCCGGCUUCAGCGGGAACUCAUCCUCCGGAAUGCGACUAUUUGAGCUACAUUCGCUAUCGCCACGUCGACGGUCCCAAGAACUCCUUGGAAGCCGAUCGUGUCAUUUCUUUCAUUCCUGGUACCAUCGCUGGCGCCGGCUCCUUUGAUCAAGUCGCGAGGAGCUCGAUCUUUUACGCAGAUGAGAACCAUCAACAAAAGAUUGAGGUCUGGGCACUUGAUCGUCGUGCCAACUGCCUCGAGGACAACACCGGCGCUGUUGCUGCCGUUGAGCAACAAGAUGCCCAGCUCGGUUUCGACUACUACUACAACAAGAAAGAAAUCAACGGCAGGUCCUUUGCCGGGUUCCGUCAAAACGGCGAUGCCGAUCUUGAGUUCCUCGCUGAGCAAGGUGUCGAGCAGACGAUCGAGGAUUGGUAUGAUCUCGUCCUCAAGGAGCUUCCCGAUCAAGGGUUCCGGACCAAAAAUCAUUACAUUUCAGGCCAUAGCUUAGGCGGGCCCCUUGCCGCAUCGUUCUCCAACUUUGACAAGGAUGGCAACGCGAACACGACGGCCGACGCUGGCUAUAAUCAGCACGCCGGGACCAUCGGUUACGACACCGUUGUCGACCCUCAUUUUGGACCAGAGCUGCCCGAUGCCUUCAAGGCUUUUGACUUCAUCCUCAAGCCGAUCGUCGAGGGAGGCUUCGAUCUCGCCCAAGCUGGGUUCAAGAGCGGCGUGCUUCCGCGCAGUCUUCUAACCGCUCUGCCAAUCGUUCUUAACUCAGAAGCAACAACCUUCUUGCAGCUCGUCGGAGCCGCCGCCCAAAUCAAACCAAAGGAAGAGGCACCCAUCAAGACCUUCCCCCGCACACCGACGAUUGUCAGCGCUGCACAGUUCUUCUUCUCCCGAUAUCUCACCAACUUUAUUACUUUCACCCCCAGCGCGUUCAACCUUCGCGCGACCAAUGAGGCCCUUCUUGGUGCUAUUCUGUCCGACCGCACCCAAGGCUUUGGUUUCCUCCAGGUCUCGUGUGGCUUCGGAGCGGGUGGUGCCAUUCAAGAGCGGCAAUUCCCCGUGGGAUACAAUGACUUGCAGGAUCUCGACACGUCCAACAUGUCGGCCAUCAAACCGCUGCUCGAAGCCCUUCCCUCCGGCUCGCCCUACCCUCUGGCGGUACCCACUGAUGCAGGACCGCUGGGAUUGGGAGACGGGCCGCUGUACACCUGGCUCAACUACAAUGAAAUUUCGGCAGACGGAGGAAAUGUCGCGAAGGCCAACAAUGGCAAACCUUUCAUGAACGCCAGCAACGAGGUGACGGACAUUGCUGAGCUCGCACGAUCCAUCUCUGAGAUCCCUCUCGACUUCACGGAGCAUUACUACGCUACCCGGACUACUACCGAUUACUUGUUUGCUGCGUUCGGCUCGGAUCAAGCUCUUGGCAGGACCACGGUGCACCCGAACGGUUUCAAGGCACGACCGAUUAUCAACCUUGUGGGAAGCGAGGGUCUAGCCAUUGGAGGCGGCUUCGGAGACUUGGGCAACCACGUUGUUCUCGAUGGCUACAAUCACCUCGACGUCAUUCAGGCUGCUCGCAACCAAACACUGGGCAGGAAGGAGCUUAGCAGCAUCUCCACGGCCGAUUUUGUCUCUAAGCUUGGCCAGGGCGUUUUGCCUUGAGAUAGACGUAUUCUUAUUUCUUGACUUGCAUAAUGAUUACCCUCAGACCUUCUUUGAUUCCUGUUGCCUCCUAGUAAUCUCUCUGAAAAGAAGUCUCCUCGCUUGACACCGCAAUCCCAGCCACUUUGCUGAGUUUCGUGCUGAAUUGUCGAGGCG